AUGCUUGGUGGUAUGUUCGCUGGAUAUGAUGAAUCUUGCGGUGAAAUAAUAGAAAAAAAUGGUCAAAAAAUGAAAAUUUUCUAUGGUUCGUCAUCAAGUACAUCAAUGAAUAAACACGACGGAGGUGUUGCUGGGUAUAGGGCACCGGAAGGAAAAACAGUGGAGAUUCCUUAUAAAGGACCGAUUAAAAAUACAUUAUUGGAUAUUAUGGGAGGUUUACGUUCAGCAUGCAGUUACGUGGGAGCCGAAAAACUAAAAGAAUUACCUCGGCAAGCCACUUUCAUUCGAUGCAGACAACAGCUGAAUAAUAUUUUUGGACCUCCAAUGUGA
Molecule: messenger RNA, 330 nt
Organism: Leptopilina boulardi
Lineage: Eukaryota; Metazoa; Arthropoda; Insecta; Hymenoptera; Figitidae
Product: GMP reductase 1-like
Exons: 2
Coding region: 1-330 (109 amino acids)
Molecular function (GO): catalytic activity
Source: RefSeq, a predicted model, not a curated record